AGGUGUGAUCCUUGCCUUCUCUAGCCAAAGAACACAUUUCUUUGGUCAUUUGGAAGGAGUUGCUGUUCAAUCUGACCAAGGUUUCAGAUAUAGGCCUUAUGUCAAACUGAACUUAAAAGCAAUAAUCUCAGUUAUCCUUUGGACUGCAUGAAAGUGGAGAGCAAAAUGGCGGCAGUGCCCACGGACUCCUCUAGAAUGGUGCACCACAUCAAGUUCAAGAAUAGAGGAAAAGACCAAGACGAGAUGCGGCGCAGGAGAAAUGAGCUGACAGUUGAACUUCGGAAAAACAAGAGAGAUGAGACCCUGCAGAAGAGGAGAAAUGUUCCCCAACCCGACUCCACUGAUGAGGAGGAUAUGCCAAGCAUCACAACAAUGAAUCUUAAGACGAUAGUGGAGAAUGCAUGCAGUGACCAACCACUGGUGCAGCUGCAGGCGGUGCAGGCAGCACGGAAGCUCCUCUCCUCAGACCGCAAUCCUCCCAUAGAUGACCUAAUCCAGUCCGGUAUCCUCCCUGUCCUGGUCCAGUGCCUCGAGAAACAGGACAAUCCCUCACUGCAGUUUGAAGCUGCAUGGGCAUUGACGAACAUCGCCAGUGGGACAUCUCAUCAAACGAAGGCAGUGGUGAGCGCUGGGGCAGUUCCACAUUUCCUUGCCCUUCUCUGCUCCCCACAUCAGAACGUGUGCGAGCAGGCUGUCUGGGCAUUAGGGAAUAUCAUUGGAGAUGGGCCAGAGCUGCGGGACUAUGUGAUUCGGCUGGGGGUUGUGCAGCCACUGCUAUCGUUCAUUUCCCCCAACAUCCCCAUCACGUUCCUCCGCAACGUCACCUGGGUCAUGGUGAACCUGUGUCGGAACAAGGAUCCACCCCCUCCUGUCACUACAAUCCAGGAGGUCCUCCCUGCACUUAAUGCACUCAUCCUCCACACUGACAUUAAUAUCCUGGUGGACACAGUAUGGGCAUUGAGUUACCUGACUGAUGGAGGAAAUGAGCAGAUCCAAAUGGUCAUCGACAGUGGGGUUGUUCCUAAACUUGUCCCUCUUCUCUCCCACAAGGAAGUGAAGGUUCAGACUGCAGCGCUAAGGGCGGUAGGAAACAUAGUGACGGGCACAGACGACCAGACACAGGUGGUCCUUAACUGUGAUGCCCUUUCUCACUUCCCUGAUCUCCUUCAACAUCAGAAGGAGAAGAUCUGCAAGGAAGCAGUGUGGUUCCUGUCAAACAUCACUGCUGGUAACCAGGCCCAGGUCCAGGCAGUGAUCGACCAUGGCCUCAUCCCCCUUGUCAUCCAUCACCUCUCAAAGGGUGAGUUCCAGACGCAGAAGGAAGCAGCAUGGGCCAUCAGCAACCUGACGAUCAGUGGGAACAAGGAUCAAGUGUCAUACCUCAUCCAAGAGGGAGUCAUCCCACCAUUCUGCAGCCUCCUCACAUGCAAGGAUGCCCAGGUCAUCCAGGUUGUCCUUGAUGGCCUCAACAACAUCCUCAAGAUGGCUGGACCCCAGCUGGAGGUUGUUUGCACAGCCAUCGAAGAGUGUGGUGGGCUGGACAAAAUUGAGCAGUUGCAAGAUCAUGACAACGUGGACAUCUAUAAGCUUUCCUAUGAUAUUGUGGAGCAGUUUUUCUCUGAGGUUGAUGAAGAGCAGCCUGGUGAAUCAGGGGCGACUUUCCAAUUUGAGCCAAGUGCUGCCCUGGAAAAUCCAGGUGGCUUCAAGUUC
Darwinula stevensoni is the source of this 1710-nucleotide messenger RNA. Lineage: Eukaryota; Metazoa; Arthropoda; Ostracoda; Podocopida; Darwinulidae. The record is from the annotation of a GenBank genome assembly.